Molecule: messenger RNA, 1638 nt
Organism: Lachancea lanzarotensis
Lineage: Eukaryota; Fungi; Ascomycota; Saccharomycetes; Saccharomycetales; Saccharomycetaceae
Gene: BFA1
Product: LALA0S10e01310g1_1
Exons: 1
Coding region: 1-1638 (545 amino acids)
Biological process (GO): regulation of Ras protein signal transduction; mitotic spindle orientation checkpoint signaling
Cellular component (GO): mitotic spindle pole body; SIN/MEN two-component GAP complex
Molecular function (GO): GTPase activator activity
Source: RefSeq, a predicted model, not a curated record
AUGUCAAUACGACCUGUGAAUCUUGAUGAAUUCGCAGAAACGUCUUUCGAAGAUAUCGAAGCGACUGUGAGUCCAGUUAAUUGGCCCAGAUCGAAUACAACAAGACAGAUUUCACCAGCUUCGUCCCCGUUGAAAGCUCAAGGUGGACCUCCUUCGACGGCAAGCUCCGAAAGUACUACUUUUUCCAAGAACCAAAAAAGGUACUCUACGCAUACAGAGAGUGAUGAAGACGGAAGUGCCUUUUUGGACGAUUUUGAAGAGUUUCGAGGUAAGAAAAGAGAUGAUGAUUUAGUGAAACGGCAUUUUAUACAAAAUUAUGACAGCGACACAAUUAAGCAUGGACCAGGUAUUGUUGAGGGCGACAACGGCUACGAUAAUGACGAAGAUGAACUUGCCACACUUACUCAGAGAUUUGCUAAACACAUGCAACCCAGCAGCACCAAUGGCAGAAAUCUGAGCGGAAUUUCAAGACCGAGAAAACAAGUUGGCUCAUCGUUUCACAAACAACCACAGUCAAUGCUCAAUCUGCGCGGACAUUCGAGGGAUCGCAAGCCGUCGAACGGUCGACCCUACGAACUCGCAAACAGCAGGUCUGCAUCGAAUUUGAGGGUGGCUAGCCGACUCAACCCAAGCACAGUGCAAUACAAAAAAUCUAUGCCUGCGCUGUCGAGAUACGAUAUCAUACGCGAGGAAAAUGAGCGGGACGACUAUGACGAGGCGUUCGAAGACGACUUGAAGUUCGAAAAAAGUCUCUUACAGCCCCAAUUUUUGUCGGAUGAUGACGACAAAUCGCCUCUAAACUUAUCACCUUCGCAAUACACUGUAACCGCAGAUGAUUCUUUGCUCACACCUCAGUUGCAUAAAAGGCAUUUCGAAUGGGUUAAACCUAGCCAAUUAGGAAUGUUCAGAGAGCCCGCAAAGUCUUCCAAGCCUAAGAAGAGACUCUCCGCAAGCAGACGACUAAAGACCAUUAAGCAGGAAAUUGACCACAACACGCCCAUGAAAAAGGGUCGCAUGGUUUAUAAUCCAGAAACGCUGACUUGGGAAGGAAACGAGCAGGCCUUGUCAAAAUUUCGUGACGUUGACACCUUUGACAAGAAAGCUAUUGUCAUUAAAGAGAAGCCUGAGCUUCAACCGCCCGACGAGGGUGGUAAACGUUCUAAAUUUAAACAACACGGUAAAGUUGUUGGUCGAAUGAUGUUCGAUCAGGAGAAUCUAUGCUGGGUCAGAGUCGACGGUAACGAAAAGAACCCUUUUAAGGAAAUUCCGGAGUUUUUUCCGCGCACUAGCAAUGUGAACGUUCCUGGUACAGGUAUGAAUGGUGUAUCUUCCAAACGAUCCCAGAGUCAUUUUGCCCCAACCCGGGAAAGUGGACGUUUUGCAUCUACCGCGACUACGCGAUUUCAUUCCUUGGGCACAAAUCCGUCUUUGCACGAUUCCACGUUCAGCGUGGAUUCCAAGACACUGGAAAGGUUUUAUCAUGAGGAGAACCGGUGGAGUAAAAAAGUCGGGGGAUGGUUCAUUCUCCGAGAUGUCGAAUCGGAGGAAUAUGACGCCGACGAAGGUCUGCCGGAUUCCAAGGGCAACGAUUACAUGUAUGAGAUAAGAAACAUGGUGAUAAGCUCUGCAAGGAAUUGA